AUGCCUUCGUCGUCCGGCGCCAUCGUCGCGGGCCAGCCCCAGCAGCAACCGCAGGGGCGGCAAACAUCUGGCUUCAGCAUGACCAAGCUGGCUCUCGGCGCCGCCGUCUACUUUGGCAUCAACUAUGGCCUCUCUUACAUGUCGCAAAAGGACCAGAAGGGAACCGUCGUCACCAAUCCCGAUACCGGCGAGAAAGUCACCGUCGCCGCCAACAUGGAAGGCAUCCCGCCCUACCAGCUGCGCCCCAAGAUGCUCAACGAGGGCGCCCAACGCCGGCCGAUCCCCAAGAAGAUUGCGCCCAUCUGGGCCCAGGAUAGCCACGUCGACAUCGUCGUCACCCUCUCGCCGUCCUUCAACCCGAUCCCCAUCUCGCAGACCCCGGCCGAAUAUGUCGUGCUGCAGGAAAAGGACUUUCACAUGGACAACAAGUCGGACACCCGCUCCAUCGACACCACCUUUACCGUCCCCAAGGCCGUCCAGAAUAAUGGCACGCUAUGGGGGCACUUCUACAUUGGGCUCGCCGGGAGCGUCGUGGAUCCCAAGGAGCCGGGCUUCGACCCUGCCACAGCCUAUCACUUUACCUACCCUCUUACCCAGUAUCUCGCCAAGAAAAAGGUCGCCAAGACACGGAACCUGCUCGAGGGUCGUCCGGACCCUGCGACAGAAGAGCCGGAGGGGCCAGCGUCUGCCGGCCCCAUCAUCACCAGCCACUACCAUCCUAAUGCCAGCUUCGCCUUUGUUCCGGCCACGGGCGUCAAGGACCUGUCCCAACUGCACCCGGCCAUCAAGCAGUUCCUGCGCCUCGAGGCCACGGGCGCCCGAGACGGCACCGGUGAAAACGGCUGGUACUAUCCCCUUUUGUUUGUCAACACCUUCUGGCAGUUGACAAGCCACAUGACUGUCCUCAACGACACGGUCAAAGAACUUCCCCUGCAUAUUGACCUCAAGAACAUAGCCUUUUGGCAGUUCCAGAUGCUGGCCUCCAUCGAGUCCAAUUCCAAGGAAAACGCCCGCCAAGCGGCAUUCGGGGCCUCGCUGCCCGGCGGCGGCGACGGCACAGAGAUUGAAAUGGUCAAGGAGAUUUUCAUUGAUACCAACCCCAUUCUGCUCGGCAUCACGGCCGUUGUGACGGUGGCGCAUCUCAUCCUCGAGACUCUAGCCUUUGGCUCCGACAUUGCUCACUACCGCAAGAAGAAGGACAACAUUGGCAUCUCGGUGCGGUCGAUCCUGGCCAACGUCUUGAUGCAGACCAUCAUCUUCCUGUACCUGCUGGACAACUCGCAAAACACGAGCUGGAUGAUCCUGGGCACGCAGAUCGUGGGUAUUGUCAUCGAGUUCUGGAAAAUCACGACCGUGGUCAACGUCAGGGUGCGGCCGGCGACGGCCGGGUCGCUACUCCCGUACCGGAUCGUCUUCGAAGACAAGCACCAGCUGACGGAGACGGAGGAGAAGACCAAGGAGUACGACGAGAUUGCCUUCCGCUACAUGUACGUGGGCGCGGUGCCGUUGCUGAUUGGCUACGGAAUCUACUCGCUCUUCUACGAGACGCACAAGUCGUGGUACUCGUUCAUCAUCACGACGCUCGUGGGGUCGGUGUACACGUACGGCUUCCUCAUGAUGGUGCCGUCGCUAUACAUCAACUACCGGCUCAAGAGCGUGGCGCACAUGCCGGCCAAGGCCAUGAUGUACAAGUUCCUUAACACCUUCAUCGACGACCUGUUUGCCUUUACCGUCAAGAUGCCCAUCCUGCACCGGCUGGCGACGCUCCGUGACGACGUCAUCUUCUUUGUCUAUCUGUACCAGCGGUGGGCGUACAGGAUCGACCACACACGCGUCAACGAGUUUGGCCAGGGCGGCGAGGAGGACAAGGGGGUCGGUGCCGCGGGUGCGCUCAAGGCCAAGGAGGAGGAAAAGGCAGAGGCAAAGAAGCCAGCGGCCGAGGCGGCCAACGAGGCGGAAGGCAAGGCGACGGGGCGCGAUGCCGGGCAGGCAAGCAAGCGAAGGUGA
This is a messenger RNA of Hirsutella rhossiliensis, 2007 nucleotides long. RefSeq names its product cleft lip and palate transmembrane protein 1 (CLPTM1) domain-containing protein. Gene Ontology annotation, cellular component: membrane; endomembrane system. The transcript is spliced from 3 exons. The coding region runs from base 1 to 2007 and encodes 668 amino acids. Lineage: Eukaryota; Fungi; Ascomycota; Sordariomycetes; Hypocreales; Ophiocordycipitaceae. The record is from RefSeq and is a predicted model, not a curated record.